GUGUAUCAAAUCGCUGGUUAAGGCCAUAAGUCGAGGAGUAAGUUACCCAUAAAAAAAGCUCAAAAUCUAUAAAAAGCUCACACCUUGAGUAUAGAGCACACAAUAGUAGGCGACAUUUUAAAGGACAGCAUUUGGCAGCUAUGCGUUUAACUAUCAACAUUGUUGCUGUGAUUGCCAUUGCGUCUGGUUGUCUGUCCGCCUCCUCGGACGAUCGCAUUGUGGGUGGUUUUGAAAUCGAUAUCAGAGACAUUCCCUUUCAAGUGUCCCUGCAAGGUGGCUGGAAUUUUUGUGGAGGUUCUUUAAUAUCAAAACGCUACGUUCUAACCGCCGCUCACUGCACUGAACAUCACUCGCAAGAAUACCCACAUUUUAAAGUGCGCAUAGGCUCAAAUCAUUCACAAAAGGAAGGUCUACUUCUGCAACCAAUUCGCAUUUAUCAACAUCUUCAAUACAAUCGCAAAACCAAGGAUUAUGACUUCUCAAUACUCGAACUAGAAGACUAUGACAGCAGUGAACUGUUUUUUGAAAUUCAAUAUGCCAAAUUACCCGCCAACGAUGAUGUGCUGGCCGAGGGUACUCUUCUCACCGUUUCCGGCUGGGGUAAUACCAAAAAUCCCCAUGAAAGAACCGAUGUUCUAAGGGCUGCCCGUGUGCCCAAAGUCAAUGAAGAUGCCUGUAAGAAAACCUACAAUGAGCAUGGUGUGGUAACUGGUCGCAUGUUGUGUGCCGGUUAUCCUCAAGGUGGCAAAGAUUCCUGCCAAGGUGAUUCCGGAGGUCCCUUGUCUCUCGAUGGUACUCUGGUGGGUGUGGUCUCUUGGGGUUUUGGUUGUGCGGAGCCCAUGUAUCCAGGGGUAUAUGCUCGUGUAGCAUCCGUAGUGCCAUGGAUUGCUGAAACUGCUGGCCUUAGUUUGUAGAUUGUAGUGAAUAUUUAGAAACUAUUAUGGGAAAUGGGAGAAAAUAUAAAUGUUGCACAGUGUUUUAUUUUGUAAAAAGUUCAAUGGUGUUUUGAAACAAUGCAAUAAAA
Stomoxys calcitrans (stable fly) is the source of this 1024-nucleotide messenger RNA. RefSeq names its product trypsin 5G1. Gene Ontology annotation, molecular function: serine-type endopeptidase activity. Lineage: Eukaryota; Metazoa; Arthropoda; Insecta; Diptera; Muscidae. The coding region runs from base 141 to 914 and encodes 257 amino acids. The transcript has a single exon. Gene Ontology annotation, biological process: proteolysis. The record is from RefSeq and is a predicted model, not a curated record.